AUGUCCUUCGCCAAGGUUGCUGCCUCAGGCGCAAAGGAGAGCAUGGCUCCUCGAGUUGCCGUUCCUGCCAUGGAACACCGCCGCAUUCCGUCUGUCAGUGCUGCUGCUACUGCUACCAAGAACGUCACAUCCGCUCCCGCUCCCGUUGCCGCUGCCAAGCCAGUCAGCCCAUCGGCGACCGUCAAGGCGCCCGUCCAGCCUGCUCCCCUCCCAGAUAAGAGAGACAUCAGUCGACCUGGCGAGUCGGCGAGCUCCAAAAUUGUUCAGAACCUGAAGGAUCUCAGCUUGUCUUCCAAUGCAGCUGGUCCAUCCGCGACUACGCCGAGCUUGGUGGUAAAUGGUUCUUCGGCGUCGGUAGGCGACGCGGCGAGCAAAAAUGAGAUUGGAAAUGCCGUAUCAGACGACGUCUCGCAGAGGGCCGAUUCCAGUUCGGAGAUUGGCACUAAGGCCCCAAGCCUCGAUGGGAAGAGCAUCACCUCUGGCACCACGUUCGCUCUCGACGAGAAGGAAUCGCUUCGCCCGGACGAUAGCGCCAGUGUCAAGGCUGCGGCCGACGACGAAGAGACUUUUUCUAUUCGAGGCUCGCAGAUGGUCAACUCGCGCAUGGGCUCCGAGGUUGCUCGCAUCCACCGUCUUCGCAUUGGCGAUAUGCCGGAACGGCGCAUUAUCCAGCUGCUCCCUGAGUCGCAGGACCUUGGGUCCGCAACGCCUCAGAGCGUAGAUUCCGGUGUGCCGGUUUCCACCGAGACGUCCCAAGCCCUAGCGACUGUGGCAAGCACUCCAGAUGCCUUCAGCACCAUGUACUCGCAGAACCCCGACGACAAGCUGCUCGAGGCAAUGAAUUCGCCCAAAGAUCGCUUAUUCCUCUUACGGCUUGAGCAGGAUGUUAUCAACUUUGUCCAGUCCUCCAAGGAGCCAUUCAUGGAUUUACCCCCCAGCAACUCGUUCUGCAGGAUGUUGACCCACAAGCUCGCCGACUACUACCACAUGACACACUCGUUCGAAGCCGUCCAAGGAGCUGUUCGCAUUUAUAGAACUCCCUUCUGCAGAGUCCCGCCGUCCCUGGCUAGCAUAAUGAGCAGCAGUGUGCCCGAGACCAACUCUACCGCUGCAGCUCCAGUCCUCCUGCCAAGGAAGAUCAUGCGUCGCGGCGAAGAUGGAGGCUCUGGCCAGGCUAGUACUAGCCCCUCGAAAGCCACAUCCGAGGUCGGCAGUGAUGGCAAGGAGAAGGGUGCCAAAGAGAGGCUGACCCGCGAGCAACGAGAGGAGGCCUAUAACAAAACUAGAGAACAGAUUUUCGGGAAAUCCGAGAAGACUGGAGAGUCGACGCCUGACAACGAAGAUGCAAACGCCACGUCGCGGGCCAGCUCUGUGUCAGGCAAGGACAAGUCGAACCUCGGUAAAAGGGGGAAGACGGGAAAGCAACGCCGUGACGACUCGGAAAGUUUCGACUCUCGGUCGCAAUACACCCCUUGGUAUCAUCCGCAGCCGACUGGUUGGGCCCCCCAGUAUGUCCCUGUCGGGAACAACCAGUUCAAUGGCCAGAUGCAGCAACCGUACAUGCAGAAUGUACAGCCGCACCAGCAACACCAGCCGUACCCGCAGCCGGCGCAGGGUUAUGGGCAGCUUCCGCCCCAAGGCCAGAUGAACGGAUAUCCUCAGUAUAAUCCUAUGCAAUCUUACCCACCUCAACCGCCGCAGCCACAACCGAUGCCGCCGCAACCUAUGCAAUCGCGGUAUCCCUCAACAGGUGGCCCGUUGCCAGGCUAUGGAUCCCCAAUGCAGAACACUCCCCCUCAACAGGCUUGGUCGCAGCCGGCCUACUCCCAGACGCCGCCUCCCGUUCCUGCUCCGUUCCCGCAACAGGCACAGCAACCCGCGCGGCCGCCUCAGCCACAGGCGCAGCCAGGCAUUCCAUAUGCCUUCGGCCAGCUUCCAGCGAAUGCCAAUCCGAAUGAUCCCAAGAGCCAGCACCCGAUUCCUGGUAGCUAUAAUCGCCACGCUUUCAACCCAAAGACUCAGUCAUUCGUACCCGGCAACGGCACGAACCCAGGUCAGCCUCAGCCACCAAUGGCGCAAUUCAACAUGGGAGGAUCGCACGGCGGGCAGAUCGGAUCUCCGCACCAGCCUUACCCCGGAUACGCUGCCAACGGCCCGCCCCAGCCCUUCAUGGCGCCGCAGGUUGGCUAUGGCAUGAGUCGCCAGAGCUCCAACAACUCGCUUCCGGCCUAUCAUCCCCAAGGUACUCCGCCCCAGCACCUGCCUCAUCAACAUCCAGGGUCGCACCUGGCCCAGAUGUCCCCUAUGGGAAAUCAGAUGCCUCACCACAUGAACCAUACCAUGGCGGCCAAGGGUCCCCAGUCAAUGGACAGCAACCAUACCCAUCCGCAGUUCUCGUCGCUGCCCAACUAUGGCAACCCCGCUACCUUACCUCAGAAGCCUCCUACUGGCAUCUAA
Messenger RNA from Neoarthrinium moseri, 2457 nucleotides. RefSeq lists its product as uncharacterized. The record is from RefSeq and is a predicted model, not a curated record. Gene Ontology annotation, biological process: galactose metabolic process. NCBI's taxonomy places the organism in Eukaryota, Fungi, Ascomycota, Sordariomycetes, Amphisphaeriales, Apiosporaceae. Bases 1 to 2457 code for a protein of 818 amino acids. The transcript is spliced from 6 exons. Gene Ontology annotation, molecular function: nucleic acid binding.